AUGGGCUUUGGCAAAGCAGAGAAAGCGGAAGGACCUUUGCAAAACCACACCUCCACAGGUGCCGGGCGCACCGAAAGCGAAACCGGUUUGGCGCUCCUCCUCCUCCUCCUCGAUGGGAGAGUGGCGGAAGGAGGAAGGAAGGAAGGCAGGGCGGGCGGGCGAGCGUGGCUGGAGGGAGAAGCCAUGGCCGGGUCUCCUUGCUCGUCGGGGGAAGAGGGCGAAGAGGGGUGUUGGCGGGGGGCGCCCUUGGUGGCGCUGAACUACUCUCUGCGGCGGCGCCUGUCCUUGCUGCUGAACCCGGGCGCGGCGGUGGCGGCGGACUGGGCCUCGCUGGCCGAGGAGCUGGGCUACGAGUUCCUCGAGAUCCGCGCCUUCGAGGCCCGCCCGGACCCCACGGCACAGCUCCUCCAGGACUGGGAGAGGAGGGCCAGCCCCACUGCCGCCACCGCCGGAACACUCCUCGACGCCCUCCGACGACUCCACAGGCACGACGUCCUCGCAGACCUCGCGCCCGGCAUCG
Anolis sagrei ordinatus is the source of this 520-nucleotide messenger RNA. The record is from RefSeq and is a predicted model, not a curated record. NCBI's taxonomy places the organism in Eukaryota, Metazoa, Chordata, Lepidosauria, Squamata, Anolidae.